Molecule: messenger RNA, 2104 nt
Organism: Pseudovirgaria hyperparasitica
Lineage: Eukaryota; Fungi; Ascomycota; Dothideomycetes; Acrospermales; Acrospermaceae
Exons: 3
Coding region: 282-1799 (505 amino acids)
Cellular component (GO): Cdc73/Paf1 complex
Molecular function (GO): DNA binding; RNA polymerase II C-terminal domain phosphoserine binding
Source: RefSeq, a predicted model, not a curated record
AUUCACGAAGUGGUUCGUUGUUCACUCCCAUUGUUAUACCAGCCUUCGUCAAUCCAAUUCAGGCCAUUCACCAGCUACUUUUGGGAUCUUGCACGAUAUUCUUGCAAAUUUUUCACCAACCCCUCAGUCUUGGACCAUAUACCCCAUCCCUCGUCCGAUUCUCAUCAUCCCAUCUGCAUUUCAUACCAGCUGAACACUCCCCUCUCAUACACGAUUUCACGAAAGGUCUACAGACGACUGACAAAAAGCAUUCACCGCACCAUCUUACAAACACCGUCACGAUGUCGGACAAUGGAGACCUCGAUGCAGAGCUUCUCGCGCUCGCUGACGAAGAGGAGGAGGAGGAGGAGGAGGAAGCAGAAUCGGGGGAAGCGUCCGCGCCAGGCUCACCUGACUCUCUAGGUUCUGGAGCAAUGUCCGAGUCAGACGACGAAGGUGCCAUAGUCGAAGAUGGAGGCUCUCUUUACCCGCUGGAAGGGAAAUAUCGAGACGCGAGUGACAAGGCUAAGAUCCUAGGUUUGUCUGAAAUUCAGCGCGAACAGAUCUUAGCAGAUCGUGCGGCAGAAAUUGAGAAGCAGACACAAGACAAAUAUCUGGAACAGCUUUUCCAGCAACGAGACAAGAAGAGAAACGCCGAAGCUGCCGAGCUUGACGAGAUUCAACGAAAGACCAGUCGCCCGAAGGUGAAGGCCCAUGAUCCACUCGAGAGCUACAAGCGCAGCCGAGAACAGCGAGGUCAAGAACUCCAGCGACAACGUGAGCGUAAAGAAAGAAGGGGCCGGGCUUCUCGCUCCCCAUCAUCGGCCAGACCAGAGUCAGAAAAAGAUGCCGAUGGCGAUUCUGACGAAGUCGAAUAUGCUGAGAAUCGCCGAGUUCCGCCUAAAGAGGAUCCUCCCGCGGAUAUCAAGGACGUCAUGCAUGCGCUAAUCAAGAGAGAAAACUUCGCCAAAGUCUGCUUCUGGCCAGACUUUGAGAAAGCGCUGUUAGACUGCUUCUGUCGCGUGAGUGUUGGGCCUGGAGAGCAUGGAGCCAACACCUAUCGUAUUGGUCAGAUCACAGGUUUUGAGACGAAGCAGCCUUACGUGGUCGAGAAUGAUAAAGGAAAGAAAAUAAUGACAGACUUAUAUGUUACGUGCAAGCAUGGGCGCGAUGUCAAAACCGUUCCAUUCUCGCACGUAUCGAACUCGAGAGCUACCGAGAACGAAUUCGACAGGUACAAGGCUGUGGUAGCAGCAGAAGGGAAGAAAUUUCCAACUAGGUCUGUCGUGCAUGGAAAGCUCGAGGACAUAACGAAUCUGCUCAAUCGGCGAUUUACAGACCAAGAGUUGAGUGAAAAACUUAAGCGUCAAGACAAAUAUGCAGCUAGGCUCAUGGAGCUUACUGCCUCAGCUCUGCCAGCGAGACAAAGCCAAUCACAAAUGCAAGCUGAUAGACUGGCGAAUUUAAAUGCUGAGAAUCGUCGGAAGAAUAACGAGGAGAUCCGUAAUGCUCUUCUAGAAGAGCGAAGAGUCGAACGAAAGAGACGGCAGGCAGCACAGAGGAAGUAUGAAGAGAGACAAAAAUUGGAAAGGGCCCAGGCUGAGAAAGAAACCACCAAAGCAAGGCUUGCUGUACCAACCGAUGACCUCUUCGAUGGUAGCGACAUCAGUAGAACAGCUACACCCGGCGGCAACGAACUCUCACGAGCCGGCACGCCAUUGCAGAAGAAAGAGCGCAACGCUAUACCGACAUUCAAGAAGAAGGCAAUGGACGACGAUGUCAUUGCGGCUAUGGACUUUGGCCUUGAAGUCGACAUCUGAACUGACUUGGUGGUCGCUACAAUCGCACAUGUACUAUGGUUAUAGAUACUAGGGAGACAGUAUAUGAUGCCCAAAAUCAGUCUUCCUAGUAGAUGGAUAGGAAAGGGCUCGACGCUAGGGAAAGCAGUUGCGCAUAUUGACUGGUGUAGGAGCAUUGCAUUCUUGAAUCUCAAGUAACUAUCUCACGGCAUUUCAGCAUAGGGUUGACCUCUCAUUUCUCCCAAAAGUGAAGAAUAAUUCUGUUGUUAUCAUCCAUCGAUGAACUCGCCCCAAAUACCGCCUGAUCAUAUCUUGGAUGUAAGCAG